This is a messenger RNA of Anisakis simplex (herring worm), 5544 nucleotides long. The record is from the annotation of a GenBank genome assembly. NCBI's taxonomy places the organism in Eukaryota, Metazoa, Nematoda, Chromadorea, Rhabditida, Anisakidae.
AUGGAAGAAGAUUUAUUGACAGCCGCAUUGAGCGAAGCUGGUCUCGAGGAGUUUAUUGUACGGCCAAAUGAAACGAGUGGAAAUGAAUGCACUGAACCAACAGUUAGCAAUAGUCAACAAAUAUCUGAUAUUGAUAAGGAUUCAGUGCAUUCACCUCCCCCGAAACUCGUCAACGAAGCGUUACGCGAUCAAAAACCUGUCCGAUACGCAAGCAUCCGAACCGUUCCCGUGUCGUCGUUAUCCUCAUCAUCACCCACAACGACACGUCGAAUGCUUGCGUCACCACUCAAUUAUGACACCAACAGUAAUGGACAUGUAAUAAGACGAAUAUCAACAGUUCCAUCUGCAAACGAUUAUAUCACUUCUCGUAUCUCACCGGCUAUACUUCGAUCACGAAGACCCGUCACCACUCAGAUGCAGAACAGUGCAGUUGCCGAAGAAAGGAUGGUCACAACAACCAGACGUAUAAUAAACCGUCAGUCAAUAUCUCCAUCAUCAGUUCUAGAUACACAUGAUUAUGACGUUCAUCCGACCACAUCAACAAGUCAUUAUCGUCUCUCAUCACCAUCGCCCUCUCGUAAUCGUAAACCCACAACUGUUUAUGUUCUAAAACGAAAUCUGUCAUCUGAUCGUCAACAUCCCAUGCAAAAAGCUGUAUACGUAAGUCGAGCGGUUGGAAAUGGUCAAAUAAUCCGUACGAGUCAAUCACCACAACAGAGGACAAUGUUGGUUAGGAACAAUGCUCGAAUGCCAUCGAGUAGUGUCGUCGGAACGUCGUCUUCAGUACGAACAACUAAUCAACGUUUCGUAAAUGGCAACCAUUCAUCAGUUAUUUACGGGAGAAGAUCGCCAAUCGUAACGACUCGAAUAAUAGAACGAACACAAUCUCCGUCACCGUCUCAUUCUCCGAUACUGUCAACAAUCCAACGGCAUCCACAAAAUAUCGAUUCACAUGCGAUGGUUUACGAUGAAACUGGUCAUCAGUACGUAGCGAUAUCGCCACCUCUAACAAUCACACCAUCCACCAACAAUAAUACUGAUCAAUUUGCGCAACGAUCAAUAAUACGUAAAAGAAUCGUUGGAGGCAAUUCAACGUUGAAUCGAUCAGCAACAACACAGAAUCGUUUAUCUUCGUUAUCGUACUCCUAUCCAAAGGAUCAUCCCAACAUUACGAGACCAAUGUUAACAAGGAAUGUCUCAUCUCCUAAUCUGAUACAACAACGACAAGCAAUAACGUCAUCCUCUGGCAUUGAUACUGAUGUUAAUGACGAUAUCAUCUCGAUACCGAACGACAGGAUUACGCAAAUGCAACAACAACAUCAGAUACGUAGACACUCACUAAAUGGUGACUUGCAACCGAUUAUUAAUAUCAGACAUCGAACCAAUAUUAGCGAUAGCAACAGCAAUGCUAUAGCACAAUCAUAUCGAUCGUUCUCACCCGUGACCACUGUCAAAAGUUUAAAACCGUUCGUCAAGAGUAAUAGCAAUCUGAACGCUGAUAUGACGAGUAUUAGUGGUGAACAAGCAAACGAUAUGAAUAUCAAACGAACAGCUGUGACAACACCAUCAGCUUCAUUGUCGUUGAUGAGUGCUGGUCAAAUGAUCAACGAAGAUAGUAAAAGCUUGAUUGUGCCAUCUGAAGUUGGAGUAGGAGCACAGCAGCCAACAGCAUCUCCUCCGAAUACGUCUGAUGCAAAGCCUUCGUUAACGCCCAAACAAGUCGAACGUAAAGAUGCGGUAAAGAAUGAUCGCAAAGUGGCUAGGGAUCAAAUGAAGGCAGCGCUUCAAGCCGGCGUUGACCGUGGUACUCAAGAAAUUGAAGAUGAGGUGGAAAGCGUGGGAUAUGCAGAAACGUAUGCCGAUUAUAGACCAGUGAAACUGAGAUCUGGACUGGCACAUCCUGAUACGGUUGUCGAAACAGCAUCGUUAAGCAGUGUGGAACCACCUGAUAUCAAAUAUAAUUUAUCGAUUCCUGAAGUGCUGGUUGAUACGGGUGCGAUAUCAGCCGUACAAUUAGAGGCAGUGAUUUACGCAUGUCAGGCGCAUGAAAUGAUGUUACCGAGUGGGGAACGAUAUGGUUAUUUGAUAGGUGAUGGGGCUGGCGUGGGAAAGGGUCGCACGAUCGCUUGUAUCAUCUAUGAGAAUUAUUUACUUGGAAGGAAACGAUCUCUGUGGUUGAGUGUAUCAUCAGACUUGAAAUUCGAUUCACAGCGUGAUCUUAGAGAUAUUGGUGCGAAAAACAUCAAGAUUCACGCACUGAACAAGUUCAAAUACGCAAAAAUCAGCGGUAAAGAAAAUGGAAGCGUUAAGAAAGGUUGUAUAUUCGCAACGUAUUCGUCGUUGAUCGGUGAGUGUCGAUCAGCAAAAAACAAGUAUCGAACACGACUCAAACAGUUGAUUCAGUGGUGUGGAAGGGAUUUCGACGGUUUGAUCGUAUUCGACGAGUGUCAUCGUGCCAAGAAUCUCGUCCCAACAACCGGCUCAAAGCCGACCAAAACUGGUCAAGUUGUGAUGGAACUGCAAAAAGCUUUACCGAAUGCGCGCAUCAUUUACGCAUCUGCGACUGGGGCGAGUGAACCACGCAAUAUGGCCUAUAUGGUGCGACUUGGUUUAUGGGGUCAGGGACAGGCAUUUCCGGAAUUCAGUGACUUUAUUAAUGCUGUGGAAAGGCGUGGAGUUGGUGCUAUGGAAAUUGUGGCAAUGGACAUGAAGCAGCGAGGUCUCUAUUUGGCAAGGCAGCUGUCAUUUCGUGGUGUUAGUUUCCGAGUUGAGGAAGUGCCGUUAUCACCUGAAUUCAUUGAGAUUUACGAUGAUUCGGUUAAAUUGUGGCUGGAAUGUAGGAGACAAUUCCAGGCUGCGUUAAAAGCGCAAAGUGGCUGUGAGCAACGCGCAAAUAACAAACAAAUUUGGGGUCAGUUCUGGGCAGCGCAUCAACGCUUCUUCAAAUAUCUUUGUAUCGGCGCUAAGGUGGACGCGUGUGUACAAUUGACUCGAGAAGCAAUGAAGACGAAUAAAUGCGUCGUCAUCGGUUUGCAGUCAACUGGAGAGGCGAGAACGUUGGAAGCACUCGACGAUGCUGGCGGAGAAUUGACCGAUUUCGUUUCAACUGCAAAAGCUGUUUUGGUCGGCUUAAUCGAUAAACAUUUUCCGUUGGAUAAAUCUGGUGGAUGUGGGGAUAUUUUCUCCUCGUUAGAUUCGAUGUUUAGCGAUUUCGAUCGAUCAGGCAAAAAGAGAAAAGCAACCAAUGACAUAUAUGGUGGUUCAUUCACGUCCUCAUCAGCAAAUCGCUCGCACAAGAAACCAAAAUUUGAAGGUGGUUAUUACAGCGAUGAGGAUAACAAGUCAUCGAAUGCAACUUCUGUAAGGGAUGAGUCGAAUGCUGGUGAAUCGGAUGAUGACAACGGCUCUGAGAAGAAUAAUACAUCGGAUUCCGAGAACGAUGAAGAUAAUUCGUCAACGAGUGGCGAUGAGAGUGGUUUUGCUAGAAUGGUUGUGAUUGAAGAGGAUGAGUCGGGCGAGGAUAGUGACGGUGCGAUAGUGGGCGAUGAGGAGACGUGGGCUCGCAGGUUGCUCGAUGAAGUGCGAAGCAGUUCCGAGGAAGAGGACGAAAGCGAUAACGCUCCAACUGACAACAACGAGCCCAAUGAUAACGACAAUGACAACGACAACGAAUUCAAUCCCUUCUUAUGUGAUCUCACCAAAGAAGAUCCGUGGGCAUCAAGACAACAAGUCAUAUCAGAUUCACCGAAAAAGAAAGAGAGAAUCAAAAAGAAAGUUAAGAAAAAGAAGAAAACGCACAAAAAACUCGAAAUACCUCAACGAAAAACUGCAUUCGAAUCGGAAGCGAUGAUGGUAAGCGCUGAUGCAUUCAUAUCGUCAUCACGUAUAAUUGAACGAACGGGUGAUGUGGCUGGUGGUUCGAUAGUUAAGGCAGAAUUGUUGACAGCUGCUGAGAGACUCGGCAAUAGAUUACCACCGAACACACUCGAUCAACUCAUCAACGAACUUGGAGGGCCUGAAUUCGUUGCUGAGAUGACGGGUCGGAAAGGUCGUGUGGUGAGUCGUGAAGAUGGCGAGGUGGAGUACGAACUGCGACAUACUGGUGUUGACGUACCGUUGGAGCUGUUGAACAUGGACGAAAAGGAUAAAUUCAUGAAAGGCGAAAAAGCAAUUGCGAUCAUUUCCGAGGCUGCUUCGUCGGGUAUAUCGCUUCAGUCAGAUCGUCGAGCGCAAAAUCGACGUCGCCGUGUGCACAUAACACUUGAACUGCCUUGGUCCGCUGAUAAAGCAAUUCAGCAGUUUGGUCGAACCCAUCGUUCAAACCAAGUGAAUGCACCCGAAUAUAUAUUCCUCAUCUCUGAGCUAGCUGGUGAAAAAAGAUUCGCGUCAAUAGUGGCGAAACGUCUGGAAUCGUUAGGAGCUUUAACACACGGUGAUCGUCGAGCGACGGAGUCUCGUGACUUGAGUCAGUUCAAUGUGGAUACUCGUUAUGGUAGAUCAGCGUUGGAUAUCCUGCUGCGAUCUGUCAUUGGCUCGAUGAAUCCACCUCUGAUUCAACCACCUCAAAAUUAUAAACCUGGAAACUUCUUUGCGGAUAUGGCACGUUACAUGGAAGGAGUUGGCAUAUUGUCGUGCGAUAAGGGUGUCUACUCAGUGGAACGUGAAUCAGCAACGAUACCGAAAUUCUUGAAUCGCAUUCUCGGUCUGCCUGUGCAUGCACAGAAUGCGUUGUUCCAGUACUUCUCAGAUAUUCUCUCUGAUCUUGUUUCGCAAGCAAAACACGAUGGUACUUACGACAUGGGUAUUGUUGAUCUGGGAACUGGCGGUGAUGAGGCUCGUAAGCUGGAAACUCGAGUGUUCUUGGGUCGGGCAGAUAAUGGUAGUUUUAGAGUGGAGAUGCAUAAGAUCGGCGUUGAACGUGGAGUGACAUGGGAAGAUGCGUAUGCGAUUUGGAAGGAUCACCAUAUCGACGAAGAUGGGUUUUAUCUGUCGACGAUUGGUGUGAAUGGAAAGAAAGCAGCAGCACUAGUGUAUGGUAUCGGUAAGAAACAACUGGAUACAGGUGCAAGAUUGUUUUGUGUAACCCGUCCAAGUACGGGUCGUAGUCCGAAGUUGGAAACAAUGAGUGAAUUAUCGAAACGAUUCACAGCUGCUACACCUGAGGAGGUGGAACAAGUAUGGAAGAAUCAAUAUGAAGGUUCGAGUAAAAUGUGUCAGCACAAUUAUUUCCACGCUCGUUGUCGCAGUGAAGAGCAAGGAAUAUACUGUGAGACAGGUCGUAGAACAAGGACGUAUUUCGUUUUAUCCGGCUCUGUUCUGUCUGUGUGGCCAAUUGUGGAGGAUGUCUUAUCGGGAGGUGUUUCUUUGUCGAAUCGAGAAAUCAAAAAGACACAGCGAAUGCAAAUCAUUCGUGUUCGUACGCAACAAGAUCUUAAGAUUGUUGGUUUAUUGAUACUGCCUCAGUAUGUGCGCUCAUUAGUGGGACGUCUUGAGGAACAUUGUGGACGUGCUUAUUUAGACACUAAAGGAACAACGACCUUGUAG